Messenger RNA from Punica granatum (pomegranate), 1243 nucleotides. NCBI's taxonomy places the organism in Eukaryota, Viridiplantae, Streptophyta, Magnoliopsida, Myrtales, Lythraceae. The record is from RefSeq and is a predicted model, not a curated record.
ACUAAUCCUCCCACACUUAGCAACGAAAUCUCUAUCCUCUCUUUCAACUACUCCCUCCUCCUGUAGUUCUAAGCUAUAGAGAGACCCCGAGACUGACUAACAUGGCGAGAAUUUCGGCUCUAUUGGUCCUGCUCUCCGUGCUCGGUUCAUGCCUUCUCGGCGCUUAUGGUGACAAUGGAGGGUGGCAGAGCGGUCACGCCACAUUUUACGGUGGCGGAGAUGCAUCCGGCACAAUGGGAGGAGCAUGUGGAUACGGUAACCUGUACAGCCAGGGAUACGGGACCAACACUGCGGCCCUGAGCACUGCCCUGUUCAACAACGGCCUGAGCUGCGGGGCCUGCUAUGAGAUGAGGUGCGGCGACGACCCGAAGUGGUGCCUGCCGGGGACCCUCACCGUCACUGCCACCAAUUUCUGCCCUCCGAACAACGCCUUGGCCAAUGACAAUGGCGGCUGGUGCAACCCUCCCCUCCAGCACUUCGACCUCGCCGAGCCUGCCUUCUUGCAGAUUGCCCAGUACAGAGCCGGAAUCGUCCCCGUCUCUUUCAGAAGGGUGCCCUGUGUGAAGAAAGGAGGGCUAAGGUUCACCAUCAAUGGCCACUCCUACUUCAACUUGGUCCUGAUCACUAACGUUGCGGGCGCAGGAGACAUCCACUCCGUGUCGAUCAAGGGGUCCAAGACCGGAUGGCAGACCCUGUCCCGGAACUGGGGCCAGAACUGGCAGAGCAACUCCUACCUCAACGGCCAGAGCCUCUCCUUCCAGGUGACCACCAGCGACGGCAGAACCGUGACCAGCUACAACGUCGCACCGGCUGGCUGGCAGUUCGGGCAGACAUUCGAAGGGGGUCAGUUCUAGGAUGCGGAAGCCCCGGUGCGGGGCAGCUCCGAUUCGCUUCACCCAGUGUCUCUUCGAUGAAUCCAUUCGGAGGCCCGCAUAUGACAGAGGCUAUUAGUCACCUCGGCAUAAAAUACGGGUCCAAGUAACGGAGCGGCCACAAAAACAAAUAUAAUGUAGGGUAGGAGAAGGAUUGAAUUAGUGUCUAGUGCUAUUGCUGAGGUGGCCCCGUGGGCACCCGCUAGGCAAUUAUAAAUAUAAACGCGAGUCUUUUAUUUACAUUGUAGAUUUUUUUAUAUAUAUAAGAUUGAAGGGUUUGUCUUGUGGGUCAUAGAAAUUCAAGAAGUGAGAUAUUCCAUUGGUCGCCUUUGAUUUUGAAAUAAUUUAAGGCCAUGAAAUGUUCUUUUUUA